ACGCGCGAUCAUUGCGACGGGAUUUUCACAAUUCCAAGCCAACUUUUUCGAGGUUACGGUUGAUUCGAGCCCUUAUUUUCCAAUGUUAUUGAAUAACGACGCGUGGAGUCCCAGCUGGAUUCGCGGUAGCAAACUUGACGAGAUAGUUUGGAUCGCGAAAUACGUGUUAGCGUGGUGUACAGGCAUUAACAUCGUCUUCUUCAACAUCAACGAGAAGAAACUUAGCUUUCGUUGGUGUUGGAACAGCGACUCUGGAGAAGGUGCACGAUGUCUCUCUGGUCAUUCCAAAUUUCCAAUCUUCGCUUUUGCCGAGAAAACGAUGCAGCCCAGGAUUAUAGUCAUAUCUUAUCCAUCGAUGACGAAAGUUUCCGAAUGCACCGGUGGAUGUCCAUCAGGAUACUUGGCCACUGCAUUUACAGCACAAGAUUACAUGGUCUCCGUUGGUUUUUAUCCUCAUUUUUCUAUGAUCGUUUGGAAUUGGAGAACUGGAGAGAAGAUUAUUUCUGUGAACACUCAUAUACGGGACGAAGUUGGACAAAUACUUAGGAUUACUCAAGGUGAACCCACUGUGAUCGCGCAGAUGGGUAAAACUUGUGGAACGAUGUUCACCUGGGAGUUGAAUAUCGCUGCAAAUGUUGCUGUCUUAAAAGAUCACGAAGUGCAGCUUCCUAAUCACGGAAAGAUCGCGUGGAUAGACUGGUGUCCAACUUCUAGCGAGCCUCUGUUAGCCAUCACAGACACAUUUGGGCACAUCUUCCUCAGCAACUACGACGGCAGCAACGUCUAUCGGAUCGUUUUAUCCCAAAGAUGCGGUAUUUGCACGGACAUCGCUUUGCCGUUGGUGCACUGGUUCCGAGACGGUAUCGUUCUGCGGACAACCUUUUGUCAAAUCCGAUUUUACACGAAGAACGUCAGAAAAGACAGGUGGCAACGAACGUGGUACGUGACAUCUGUAACCAAACCUUAUAUCGUUGUCAUUCAUCCUUCCAACAACAAUCGGUUCUUCUAUCACACGUUCGAGGGAUAUUUGAUGCAAAUUGAUUUCUUCGAAGAGGACGAGAAUCCCAGAAUCAGCAAGUAUUUGGAUUAUGGAGCGAUUCAUCGAUUCGUAGAUUUUGUAUACCCUUGGUGUCAUCAUUUGGUAGUGUCGGAUGAUUCGAAGGGGUUGUUGAUUCUGGAGUGUUACAGUGGAACACCAGUGUCCACGUUCGAUGCAGAUAUCGAUGGCGAGGUAGCUUGCCAAGUCUCUCACCCAGACUAUCCGAUGAUCGUCCUGGGAACGACGCAGGGCGAAGCGAUCUUCCUGAGCUUAGUUCAGCCUAUUACGCCUACGAUAGUGGCUAGCUUAAAGCUGCAGAGGGAACCUUUAGAUUUGAUUAAGUUUUCGUAUUCUGGAAGAUUCCUGAUAGCAGCCGAGAAAGCAAGUGGCAACUGCUACUGCAUCAACCUGCAUCGCGAGAAAGCGUACACGGUGCAAACUCUAAUCCGUGUUCAACGUUCGAUUACCGAUCUUUUGGUCUAUGAAGCAUUCAGAAAACUGAGGGUGCUGGUGUUGUUCGUUGGGGUAGCGCAAUACGAAGUGGGCCAGCAACUGAUGGUGUUCGAGGUGCAAGAAAAUCAGAAUCUGGUCACCGAUGUAGUCGAAAUACUUGAUUUACCUGGGGUCUAUCGUGCAAUUUCUUAUGUUCCUGGAAAUCCGACGCUGUUCGUCGGAUCUCCUUAUCUGACACGUCAACUGAGGGUGCAAAAGGUGCAAGAUUACAAGGAUGUAAUUAUGGUGGAUGGUCUUGCCACGGGACAUCAAGUUAGACUGGCUAAUAUCUUCGUCGAUCGAGCCUGGAUCAGCACUACAGCUCUGGAUGGAUUGGUUCUGGUCAGGGACAAAACUGUCCGACAGUUACAGACCUGUAUUAUGACACACCAUAGAACUGACUUUGGUACCGUGAAGGCGAUGGUGAACAGGAAUGGAGAUUUCAUAGUGUGUAUUGGGUACAAUGGCUCUUUGGUUGCUGUAAGAAGCGUUCCUGCUGACAAUAAGAAGAAUACUGCCACUCCUGGUGACGAGCCUUUCAUGUACAAGGUAGAUUAUGCUCUCUACGAGAAAUACCAAAGGAAAAUCUUCUCCGAUUACGUCACUCUGGACCCCACGGCUUACGGUAUACUGACUCGUCGAAGAUCAGUGUUUCCUGGUCCUAAACAGAAAGACAAAACAUGGUCGGAGUGGCGCGAAGAGUUUCAAAUUCUUCAAGAGACAGAAACGUGCAAGGAAGAGAAGGAGAAAAUUCUGCAAGAUUUCAAGGCAUUGAAAGGCAAAGUGAAGAAGCUAGUCGAUGAGAACGAAGUCUGUCCAAAAAUAGAAAAACUUCCGAUGUCUUCGUUCGACUUGGAUAAAGCAGGUCGUGAUCACAAAUUGAAAGCAGGUCGAGACGACUGCGAGGAUCUUCGGUUAAAAUUAGAACACGACAUCGGCGAGAUGAAGAGGGUGACAAGGUGGAUUCGAGAGACUUUUUGGAAUCCUCAGACGAUUCUAGGUAAAUCGAUAAUCGCCAUCUUUGGCACCGAACACGUCACCAACUAUCCCUCGGUUGCUGAAGACUCAAACGUUAAGUAUCGUCUCCAGUUGGCCACCUUCUACAAGGAAGUUAUACAAACGAUCGUAGAAAACGAAACUUUCCGACCUUGGCAACUCUAUGAUAAAGAAGAACUUGAAAUCGAAUUGGGCAAACGAUUGAAAUUGAAACAAGAAGAGAGAAGAAGGAUCGAUUUGUUGUUCGCGGAGGAAGAGGACGAAGAGAUCGCUGAAGAAGAUACAAAAGAAGAGAUAGCAAUGGAAGGUACGACUACACAUCGGUUUAUCGCGGCGUCGCCGUAUUAUUCUCAGCUGGAAUGUUACGCUUUCGAUCAGCUUUUAAUAAACAACUAUUUCCUGAUGCACGAUUGCGCCGAACUUCGGAUACACUUCAAUCGCGCGUUCGAUGAGAUGUACGAGAAAAAAGAAAGGGAAAUGAACAUGAUACAGGCACGAAUCGAGAGAAUACGUCAUAUCGACUCGGAACUGAGAAGCAUGUUCGGUCAGCACGUGCCACGUGUCCCUACUGAUUCUAAAUGGCAUUGGAAGGAGAGGCCGGAAGAUAUUAUCAAGGUUCUCGAUCACGAAGUGAAGGCAAAGCCUUACGUUUCUCCGUCGCAACAAGAGAUCUUAGACAAGCAGGCGGCCGAGGAAGAACGAAUCAGACAGUUGUUGUUAGCUGAUGAUUUUCGCGAACGCGCUUUAAUGACGAUGAUGGGUGGUGUACUGGAGGUUCGAUGGGAGGACACCAUCAAGAUAGACGUACCUAAGCCUGCCUGUAUGCUUCAAAAGAAACCGGAAGAUUAUACCGCGGAAGAUCUUCAAGUGGUGAAACAGUACGAGAAGGAUGUGCAAUUUUUGCAGGAAGAACGGGAACGUUACAAGAGGAUGCUGGAGACGGAAUACGUCAGGGUGAUGGGACUUCUUCAAGAAGGGAUCGAUAAAUUUAAUGAAAAACUUAAUGAAUUAUUCAAGCUAAAGAUGAACAUCGAAGCAGCCAUAAACCAGAUGAAUCUCCGUUACAUCCGUGGGUAUAUACAAAUUUAUAAUCGAGAACAAUCGUUGCAAGAGGAAAUGAAAUUAAAAACACGAAUUACGGAAAAAGAGGAAUACGAGAAUACCCUGAAGAGUGAUUUACAGACCUACCAGAACGUUCAUCAGCAGUUAAUCGCGAAAUACGAGCUACUAGAUCACAAGCAGAAAGUAAUGUCUAAAAGAUUUAAAUCCGAAUUCUCGUCUAUGAGUAAACUGAACCUGGAACUACUCGAGCGUCAAUACAAACGUCGUCCAAAGACGAACUUAAAGAACCUUGGCCCUUCGGAGUUGCUGGAGCUUGGACAUCACGUCCUGAAGAAAUCACGACCAAUUUUUUUACCAUCAGAAUGCAACGAAUAUUUGAAGGCCCUGGAUCAUCUGGACGUUCGACCGACCACCCUACCUCCAACCAUAGACACCUCGCAGUGGGAUCAUCUGAUUCGUCUGAGACGUUUGAAAAUCGAUGCAGAAUUUAAGACGAGAUCUAAACAGGUGCAAAUAGUGGACGCGGAAACUGUGAUCCUCGGAUUCGAACAGAGGAUCGAGAAGUGCAAAGCCGAGGUUGAGAGAACGAAGAAGAAUCUCGAGGAAACUCGGAGACGUCGAACGAUUUCUAAUCUGGACGUGGAGGUACAGCUGGUGCUGAAGAUGGGACAGGUGGAGAUAAAUACCAACGGAAAUAUGAAAGACACCGAAACCGCGAUCCUGAUCUCGCACAACGAGAUCGAAUCCGUGAACAAGCUGAUCAGGGCCGCGGGUGCGUGCAAGCUGAAAGCUUUGUCUCAGUUGUUGAAUUUUCAGCAAGGUACACUGAUGAAACAAUGGGAGCACGAGUGUAAACGAAAGCGUUUGGAGGAUCUGCGAGAGGACUUGCGGUUCACAGAAUCGGUGACGGUAACCAAAGAGAUGCAGUUGUUCUUGAAGCGUAAGGCUAGGGGUAUGAAAGAGGACAAGACGCAGCAACAGCUGGCCGAACACAUCGAGGCGAUGAAGCAGGGAUUCGAGCAGAAUCUCGAUGAACAGAAGGAUCGAUUGCAGUCGAUCCAGACGGAGAUCGAGAGCACCAGGAGCAAGAACAAGCAGCUCGAUCAACAGAUAUUGGAGAUGAACGUGGCGAGGUGCGAGAUGGAGCAACGUCGCGAUCUUAUCGGCGAGGCGAGGCAACAGGAACACGCGGAGAAGAAGCUGAAGAUGAUCAUGAAGCGAGCCGCGCUGAUCAAGAAGCUGCAGGAUAAUUACGCGGAAUUGUUGGAGCUGCAAACCGAGCACGAGCUGCUCAGACUCCGACGAUAUCCGACCUUCGGUUUCAAGAUGCUCGACGACAAGCCAAAACCGAACGACGAUCCUCCCUCUCGUUUCGAUUCUUGUCCUUGCUGAUGGAUGUUUCGUAAUUUUUUAGCUUUCGUAAUCAGAAUUUGUUAAGUUCGAUCUACUUGUAGAUCGAAAGACCACCACCAUCGAAACGUUAAUAAAAACGCUUAAAUUACAGCAGACCGAAAGGAUUUAAUCAGGCUCGCUUUGCUGGCUCUCAGAAAAGGACAAGCGGCAAUUUGCCGCGGCACAUAAAUCACACGGGGACCCAACAUCCCUCUACAUAAUAGGCGCCGCGAUCUAUCCUCUUUUUCACCAUAAAUAACUGUACUAAUAGUAUAGCAGAGCGAGAGGAUGAAUGAUGCCAAGGGAAGAUGGCGUGGUCGCGAAACGAUCGCGUACGAAUCAAUUUCUUCUGAGAAAUUCCCAGCUGGGACCCGUUUCUCCACUACCCUUUGCCACCGAUAAAAGUAGAAAAAAGAAAAAGAACUUGAAACUCAUCGUGCGACGAUUAAAGGACGGAUUCUUCGCUAUUCUUCGCUAGUCGAUCGCGUGAAUCAUUUUUUAUAGAAAGAGAAGUUGGGAUAUUGUUGAAGUUGAUACAGCAAGGGUAAUGGCUUGAAAGAAUUUUUUUCUUUUUCUUUUUCUUGAAAUUCAUGAGACGAGAAUAUUAUUAUUAUUGGUUUUCAACAUUUCUGGAUGCGGUUACAAUCGGAAGUAAUUUUUAUUAUUAAUAAAAAGAGAUAGAUGGGUAUGGUAAAAAUGCCGACACGGUGAGCCUUCGAUUAUCCGUAUUGUAAAUAUUUUCAGCUUAACGAUCGUAUGAUUUUUAUUAAUGAACAGACCGGCCUCCGCGCAGCUUUUGUCCCCUAAAUACUGUGGUGGUCGAAAGGUUAUUCAUCGGUUUGCUCUUUUUGUUGCCGCGGUAGCCGUGACGGGCCAGGGAAUCCGGGAUAUCUGUGACCAGAGAUCGAUUAAUCAUCGUUUAGCCGCUGACAUCGACGUAAUAUUGUCAUCGUUACGUAAAAACACCGAGUCUCUGUUACGAAAGUGCCACUUACCUCGAUUACUCUUGUUUGUUGCUUCGUUUCGAGAUACCAGAUAAAAUAUUGCUAUAUCGCUCGUUAAAUAGUUCAUUAAUUGUGGAACGGCGAAUGGGGAGGGUCGUUCUGCCAAACAUAGCCGAACAAAAAGCUUAGAUAAUGAACGUUUUAAUGUAUGCAGAGAUUGGAAAGGUGGAAAUUAGUUGGUAAAACGAACGGUUUCGCAGUCUCUGCGAUGUAGAAUCGGAAGAUCGCUUGGUACAGGAGGUUCGGAGUUCGGAGGGGGGGGGCGGUUAUCGGGAAAGCUGGCACUCCAAUCAAUGCAAAUCAAAUCGAGAGCCGUGAAUACGAAGCGUAUAGUCAAAUCAACCGAAUAAAAGCUUCAUGAAUGUAAAAGACUGGUGAAUGCGAGCCAAUCUGGUAAUGCGUCUUCUCCCUCCGCACCCGCGGUCGGUUGCCCUGCCGCCCUCUUAACCGGGGGUGAGAAAAAACACCCCUGCCUGGAUAUUGCGUUAUGCUGACCACUACGCGUGUUCGACGACUCGUUAAAAAAAGAAAAGCACGUACACACAGACGUAUCGCACCUCUUUAUAGCGUUUUUGUGGUUUUUUUCUAGUGAUAAAGAGAUGCUGGAGUACCGAAGGGUUCAGAUAAAUCGUGAUUUUCAGAAUUUUCUGAACGAACGAGCGAAUUGUUUUAAAAUAGGGCUAAACAGAAAACACUGUGAUUUAUCAUUUUAAUUA
Molecule: messenger RNA, 6701 nt
Organism: Osmia lignaria (orchard mason bee)
Lineage: Eukaryota; Metazoa; Arthropoda; Insecta; Hymenoptera; Megachilidae
Product: cilia- and flagella-associated protein 43
Biological process (GO): cilium assembly
Cellular component (GO): axoneme
Molecular function (GO): protein binding
Source: RefSeq, a predicted model, not a curated record